AUGCAGCACUCAAAUACCGGAGGAGGCUUUUUCUCCAAGAUCAAGGAGAAUUAUAGUUCAAAGUUUGCUAAUCUUUCGCUUGCUGGUGGAAACAUUGAGAAAGAUGGUGCUACUGAAGAUGAUACUCUUAUUCACCGCUCAUUUGUCAAAUAUUACGAAUCGAAAGGCUUGGCAUACCCUGAGUGGCUUGGGGUCAAAACCUUUGAGCUGCAAAACCAUAACCAACCAACUCAGUAUGGAAGAUCGCUGAACUAUAAUUCGAAAUUGGCGGCAAAUUCAAAUGGACCACAGAAUGGACGAACACAUGCAUAUAGGAACCAUUCUGCACAAAGCUAUGCGGAUUCAGAGUUCCAGCCAGUUAGACAAGACAACCUUUUUAACAAUAGCUAUUCGCAAAGGAGCCUUAAUCUGCUGCUGCAGCUGCAGAUGCAGCUGCAACACGGGUUGGGACAAGCUCAAUCUACACAGCCACAAUCGGAUUUGAGUAGAGGAAGUAGUAGGUCAAGCGCACCAUCAGUUCAACGAAGUUCGAGUAGAUUACAGGAUAUGUAUAAUAAAUCUAGACAACAAUCAGCUACAUCGGGUUAUUCAUCUGCAAGAUAUAGUCGGUGA
Lodderomyces elongisporus is the source of this 612-nucleotide messenger RNA. RefSeq names its product Mso1p (gene MSO1). The record is from RefSeq and is a predicted model, not a curated record. NCBI's taxonomy places the organism in Eukaryota, Fungi, Ascomycota, Pichiomycetes, Serinales, Debaryomycetaceae. Bases 1 to 612 code for a protein of 203 amino acids. The transcript has a single exon.